Messenger RNA from Marmota flaviventris (yellow-bellied marmot), 1472 nucleotides. RefSeq names its product potassium inwardly rectifying channel subfamily J member 11 (gene Kcnj11). The record is from RefSeq and is a predicted model, not a curated record. Gene Ontology annotation, molecular function: ATP-activated inward rectifier potassium channel activity. Gene Ontology annotation, cellular component: plasma membrane. Gene Ontology annotation, biological process: potassium ion import across plasma membrane; regulation of monoatomic ion transmembrane transport. NCBI's taxonomy places the organism in Eukaryota, Metazoa, Chordata, Mammalia, Rodentia, Sciuridae.
GGUGUGAAGAUAGCCCAGGCUGAGGGUAGCCCAAGGUGAGAGGGUGCCUGGGAGACCCUAGGCCAGGUCAGGGCUGUGCCCCCCAUGGGGGAAACCCCUCCCUGGGGUCACCGGAGCCAUGCUGUCCCGCAAGGGCAUCAUCCCUGAGGAGUAUGUGCUGACACGGCUAGCAGAGGACCCUGCAGAACCUAGGUACCGAGCUCGAGAGCGGAAGGCCCGCUUUGUGUCCAAGAAAGGCAACUGUAAUGUGGCCCACAAGAACAUCCGGGAGCAGGGCCGCUUCCUGCAGGACGUAUUCACCACGCUCGUGGACCUCAAGUGGCCACACACACUGCUCAUCUUCACCAUGUCCUUCCUGUGCAGCUGGCUGCUCUUCGCUAUGGUCUGGUGGCUCAUUGCGUUUGCCCACGGUGACCUGGCUUCUGGUGAGGGCACAAUAGUGCCCUGUGUCACCAGUAUCCACUCCUUUUCAUCCGCGUUCCUUUUCUCCAUCGAGGUCCAGGUAACCAUUGGUUUUGGUGGGCGCAUGGUGACAGAGGAAUGUCCACUGGCCAUCCUGAUCCUCAUUGUGCAGAACAUCGUGGGGCUCAUGAUCAACGCCAUCAUGCUGGGCUGCAUCUUCAUGAAGACUGCGCAGGCGCACCGGCGAGCAGAGACUCUUAUCUUCAGCAAGCACGCUGUUAUUGCUGUUCGCCAUGGCCGCCUUUGUUUCAUGCUCCGCGUGGGUGACCUCCGCAAAAGCAUGAUCAUCAGUGCCACCAUCCACAUGCAGGUGGUGCGUAAGACCACCAGCCCUGAGGGCGAAGUGGUGCCUCUUCACCAGGUGGACAUUCCCAUGGAGAAUGGCGUGGGUGGCAACAGCAUCUUCCUGGUGGCGCCGCUCAUAAUCUACCAUGUCAUUGAUUCCAAUAGUCCACUCUACGAUCUGGCACCCAGUGACCUGCACCACCACCAGGACCUGGAGAUCAUUGUCAUCCUUGAAGGUGUGGUAGAAACCACGGGCAUCACCACCCAAGCCCGCACCUCCUACCUAGCUGAUGAGAUCCUGUGGGGCCAGCGCUUUGUCCCUAUUGUGGCUGAGGAGGACGGCCGCUACUCCGUGGAUUACUCCAAGUUUGGCAACACCAUUAAAGUGCCGACGCCACUCUGCACAGCCCGCCAGCUUGAUGAGGACCGCAGCCUGCUGGAUGCCCUGACCCUCGCCUCUACCCGUGGGCCCCUGCGCAAACGCAGUGUGGCCAUGGCCAAGGCCAAACCAAGGUUUAGCAUCUCUCCAGAUGCCCUGACUUAAGUCAUGGUCCCUGGGUCCCCACAUGUGCAUGUGCACACAGGCAGUUUGGUAUGGUAGGUACAGUGGAUGUGGUGUGGGCCCCUUGGCAAAGUGAAGGCCUGGACCCUCCUCAGCUCAGCCUUCCCUGCUUUGUGCCCAGGGUGUUGCAAGGCACUUGUCACUGCUAUUUCUGGCCUCAGCA